AUGGUUCAUGCUCAAGAACAAUUAGCAAGAUUAUGGAAUAUACCAUUUCAUCAAGUACCAAGGUACCUAGAGAAAGAACAGCAUUUAAAUAAGGUGAAUAAAAUAUUAGAACCAUAUCUAGAUGAUUCAAAUUUUGCUGGAACUUAUAUAGAUACAAAAAGUGAUUCA
This is a messenger RNA of Cetraspora pellucida, 168 nucleotides long. The record is from the annotation of a GenBank genome assembly. Lineage: Eukaryota; Fungi; Glomeromycota; Glomeromycetes; Diversisporales; Gigasporaceae.